UUCCUGGCUCUGACUGUCACCUGACCCCAGAGAGCCAAUACAGAUUUGUAGGGGGCAGGGCAGCCUUGUGUUGCAGGAAGGGAUCAGACUUGGUUAAGCUGGAAGCAGAGGCACGAUGUCUGAGCAAUGGGAGUACAUGCCUCAAGAUGUCCUCACACAAGUGUUCUAUUACCUGCCUAUUACCGAUAGAUGGGCUGUCUCCCAGGUCUGCCAGUCCUGGGCAUCGGCUGUGGCUUCAAACUCUGUCUGGCACUACACAGAAAUCUGCUGGAUAACAGAGGAUCAGCUACUGUCCCUAGAUGGCUUGCGAAAUUUCCUUGGUCAGAUUAGACAAUUGAAGAUUGUGUUUGACCAGUCCAAAGAAGCAAAUAGAAAUAAUGUCAUCCAGAUGCUUAAAGGUUUGGCCAAAGAGAGCAAAAGGUUACAGAGUCUGACCAUCAUGUGUUGUGGGGAGAACCCUUUAUUUUACUCUGGCUUAGAAAUUUUGGACAGCAUUAUGGAACUGUGCCGUAUGGACAGCAAGGUAGAUCUCCAUCACAUCGACUUAAGAAAUCUUCCAUUUACUCUCAGCGAUGGCUUUACAAGGCUCAUUGCUACAGGAAGUCCAAAUCUCCGUAGCUUGUACAUCAACAAUAGAACGUUGGUUUGCAAAGUGACUCCUGGCACUCUUUUAGAGGUCUUACAAAAGUGUCCCAAACUGACUGUUCUAGGUGCCUUUUGUUCCAGUCUCUCAGAAGAUGUAUUCCGAGAACUUAUGAAGCCAGAAAGACCACCCUUUAAACAUCUGGAUAUCUUAUGUAAACGUCUUGAUAAGUACCUCACUGCUAUUUCUAAUGAGGUUUGGGGAGAACUUUGUCAACACCAACCUUCUCUGUCUGUGGAUAUGGAGUUUGACCAUACUGUCCUUGCAUGGAAAAUUCUACGAAUCCUAAAGCCGAAUAUCCCUGUAUCUACAUUACAGCUCAACACUUGCAACGAAUUGACAAGACAACUAGCAUUUGUCAGUGAACACUAUGUGAAAACCCUCAGGAAGCUUGUGAUACAGACCACCUCCAAUAGUGGACUCAACUCAGCUUUGAUUGACAUAGCGACAAAGUGCCAUCAGCUGGAGGAAAUCCACUGCUACUGCGUAGUUAGCUCUGAUGUUUUUCAGGCUUUUCUAACACACUGUCCUUGUUUGAAGAAUUACACACUAAAAGUUGAUAAGGAAAGUUAUCCUUGGAAGGCAACCUAUUGUCAACCACCAUCUAAAAAAUUAUAGCUUAACACAAAUUUUAGAGACAAAAUGCCUUAUGUAAUAAAGAGUGCACAUUCUUGCUAAAUGUUAAAGUACUGUAUAUCAAAUGCCAAAACAAUUUUCUUAGCCAUCAUGCUCAGCCCAGUGCCCACCUAGCUUCACAAAUCCUCAUUUGCUGUGUUGCCCAUGUCUCUGUUUGGACACUCUGGCCUCAGUAACCCCUCGCACAUGGUGUUUCCACCAAAUGAAUGUACCUGUAGGUGCUAAUGUAUGCUAAUCCCCUGCUGAACUGAGUGCAUCGGCUGGAUGACAGGUUGUCGCCUGCUUUGCUUAUGCAGAGUGGACACCGACACAGCCCGCUCUGCUCUAUGGGUAGCCGGAUUUAAACAAUUGGACCAGAGGCACCUCUCUAAUUAGGCGGUCGCCUAAGGCCUCACACUCACAGGGGCCUCGCGGCCGCCUAAUUUGCCUGUGAUUAAUACUAAUGUCUGCGUCAUCAGAUCUCUCUAUGACCCCUCUCUCUUUCUCACCUUCCCCUCUCUCCCACCUCUUGCAUUGGCUGAAUAUGUCUGAUAGGUGAGGAGGGUGCCCUGGAAGUGGUGCUGAUCACCUGUAUGCUAGAUGCGUGCAUUUUCUGCGGCCAUUUUUCUUGUUUGAAUUAUUUUUCACAUUAUGGGCGUGAGUGGGGCCUCACGUCUAUGUUUUGCCUAAGGUCUCACAAAGCCUAGAGCUGCCUCUGAGUUGGACUGUCCGUUUACACCCGACUGCUUUCUGAUCCGGCCAGACAGACUGGAGCGGAUCCCUUACCAUUUUUUUUUUGGGCCCAGAGGUAGCCGGGUGUAAAAUUAACCCAAAUCCAUUUACAUCUGGCGCUCCAUUGAGGAAAAUAGAGGGUUUGAGCCGAUCGGACCGCUUAUGUGAAAAAGGCCUAAGUCAACGUUUUGUCCAUGUUACAUAUAUGAAUACAUACUCUCCAGCAUGACUCAUCUCAAAAGGUAUAAUAUAAUCUGCUCCUGAACUGCCCUCAAGUAACUAAAUUUGCAAAGUGUUUAUAUGACUGACAGGUGAUUUGAAGUACCUAGUAUAAAAUACUAUAUAUCUAUAUCAAAUA
Rana temporaria (common frog) is the source of this 2348-nucleotide messenger RNA. It is a transcript of the gene FBXL8, whose product is annotated as F-box and leucine rich repeat protein 8. Gene Ontology annotation, molecular function: protein binding. The transcript has 3 exons. The record is from RefSeq and is a predicted model, not a curated record. Bases 116 to 1261 code for a protein of 381 amino acids. Lineage: Eukaryota; Metazoa; Chordata; Amphibia; Anura; Ranidae.